Molecule: messenger RNA, 2211 nt
Organism: Coturnix japonica (Japanese quail)
Lineage: Eukaryota; Metazoa; Chordata; Aves; Galliformes; Phasianidae
Source: RefSeq, a predicted model, not a curated record
UCUGUGCUGCUCUGCAAACAGCAGUGCCGUGCACCAUCACAGCUCCCCCAGGCCCAGCUCCCCUUCUCUGUGUUCCCCAGGGCAGCUAGUGAAGGUGUCCGCUGUGCCCAGGAGCAGAGCACGCAGCCAGGACCAUGCUGCAGCGUGGGCUGCGGGAGCUGCAGGUCCUCCCUGCAGGCGGAUAGACACCAGCACUGCGGGACUGUGUCAGCAGAUGUGCUUGCAGCUUCUCCUGGUUCUCCUCACCUAGCUGGACCCAGAGCCGAGGCCGAUGCAUCCCAGUGAGCCACCACUGCCCGAGCUGAAGCUCCGCAGACCCGUGCAGCGGGGCAGGAUCCCAGCACCCUUCAUGGACCCGGUAUGUCACCGCACCGCUCCGCCAUCCCGCGCUCGUGCCCCUGCCCUCCCCCUUUGCUCCAGGCAGGCCCGUGGGAACCGUGCUGCUGCACAGGGCAUGGCGGCAGAGCCGGCAGCACCAUGGCAAGACCCCCACGGUACCACUGCGGUGGACCCUCUGGAUGUGGAUGCCUUGGUGCCCACGCACGACGAGCGGGGCCGCGCCAUCCCUGAGUGGAAGCGGCAGGUGAUGGUGCGGCGACUGUGGGCACGGCUGGCAGAUGAAGUGCCGGCGUGUGAUCAGGUAGGGUCAAGCCUGCCGCAGGAGCCGGGCACGUGGCGCUUCUCGCCGUCCCACGAGGCCGUGCUGGGCCCAUUUGGUGAGCUGCUGACCGAGGCGGACCUGCAGCAGCUGGAGUGGGCGGUGGAGAGCCUGCGGCUGCGGCGGCGAGGAGAGGCCUACCAGGGCGAGCUGCAGCGCCUGGCGCAAGAGCUGCGCACACUGCUGCCCUCCCCGCUGCUCAGCAUCACUGUGCACAGCCCUCCUCCAGCCCCAGGGCAGCCCUUGCCGCUCUGGUGUGGCCGCCUGGCUGGCGUGGUGGGCAGCCUGGAAGCGCUGUUGGCCAAUGCAGAGGGGGCUCGCAGCAGCCCUAUGCCCGCCCCACCUCCCGCACCACUCCCUGCAGCCCCACGGACGCCAUCGGGCAGCGUGGCACAGCGGGAGAUCCGGCAGUGCGGGGUGAGUGUGAGCAGCCUGCGCGGGGCCUUCGAGCGCCAUGGCGGCGGGGAGAGCGAGCCCGCUAAGGUGGUGGAGGCCGCCAGCGACUCGGGGAUCAGCUGUGAGGAAGCGCUGUCAGAGGGCAGCGGCUCCCCAGUGCCGGAGUCGGCCGGGCUGCGCAAGGAGCGCAUCGUGCUGCUCUUCCUCAGCCAUUGGAAGCGCUCAGCUGGAGGCCUCAACUCUUGGGCUGCAGCCUGCCGGGCGCUGCAGGCCCGCAGGGAGAGAGCGGGUGCUCCAGGCGAGGAGCAGGAGGGCAGGAGGGGCCGCCUGUCACGGCAGUGCAGCGCCAUCCAGCAGCUCCUGGGCAGCUGGAGGGACGUGGCCGCCUGCCCCCCGCCACCGCUGCCCCCCACUGCGGGCAGCCCACAUGCCCCACUAUCCCCGGAGCAGUUUGUGCGGCGGGCGGACGGGACACCGGCCGACUACGACAGCCUGACGCUGGAGCUCUUCAUGCUGGGCUAUUUCCGCAUCCUGGAGCGGGAGCUGCCCCCCGAGGAGCGCCGCGGCCGCCACCUGCUCUGCUUCGAGGUGUUCGACCACCUGGGCCGCUUCGGCUGGGACACCGCUCGCGCCUUCCAUCGUGCCGUCACCGAUGAGAUCGCGGCCGGCCGGCGGGGCUGGGGGGAUGGAUUCGAGGACAUCAAGGAGCGCUUCUUCGGCACCGCCAAGGGCUCGGCAUGGAGGGCAGGGGGCACGGGGGGCAGCCCCCCACACAGCCCAACCCGCCACGGCCGCAACAGCAGCCAGGAGGAGAUCUGCAGGUGCAUCGACCGCAGCUUCGCCUUCUGGAAGGAGAAGGAGGCUGAGAUGUUCAGCUUCGAGGAGUGAUGCCGCAUGACACCCACGGACGCCCUCAGUGCUUCUCAAAGGGCCUCAAUAAAAGCCUUUUGGUUUUGUCUCAGAAAAACCCCUGAGAUGUUUAGGGGUGAUGGGGAAUGCUUUGCUGAGUGCCCUGGCGCCGUGAAGGCCUGGCUGCUCCAUGCCGGCUGUGCUGUGUCUGCUGCCACCCGCUGUGCUCCACAUCGGGACUGAGAUAUGAGCCUAUAUUUAACAGCUGGCCCCAGACAGGGGAAUGGGACACAGCAGUGUGAUUGAAC